Oreochromis aureus is the source of this 2892-nucleotide messenger RNA. RefSeq names its product leucine rich repeat and Ig domain containing 2 (gene lingo2). The transcript is spliced from 2 exons. Gene Ontology annotation, cellular component: plasma membrane. Gene Ontology annotation, molecular function: protein binding. The coding region runs from base 45 to 1883 and encodes 612 amino acids. Lineage: Eukaryota; Metazoa; Chordata; Actinopteri; Cichliformes; Cichlidae. The record is from RefSeq and is a predicted model, not a curated record.
UUGAUAUCAGUUGGCUACUCAAUGAAUUACUGAACCGUGACAGAAUGGUCGAGUUUAUGAGCAAAGUCAUGCCGCACACGGUCAUCUCAUGCUGGCAGCCUUUCCUGGGAUUGGCCCUCGUGGCUGUUUUUGUGGGCUCUACCCUGGGAUGUCCCUCGCGAUGCGAGUGUUCAGCACAAAGCAAGGCAGUUGUCUGUCACCGUAAGCGCAUGCCCACCAUCCCAGAUGGCAUCCCAACUGAAACAAGAAUCCUGGACUUAAGUAAGAACAAGCUGACAAUGAUCAACCCUGAUGACUUUUUUGCCUUCCCUGGGCUUGAGGAACUUGACCUCAGUGGAAAUAUUAUCAGCUAUGUUGAGCCUGGAGCAUUCAAUGGGUUGUUUAACAUGCACUCGCUCACCCUCAAAAGCAAUCGAAUCAAGCUCAUUUCUCCGGGUGUCUUCACAGGCUUAGCCAAUCUUACCCGACUGGAUAUAAGUGACAACAAGAUUGUCAUUCUCCUGGAUUAUAUGUUCCAGGACUUGCACAAUCUUAGGUUUUUGGAAGUGGGUGACAAUGACCUGGUUUACAUCUCUCACCGUGCAUUCAGUGGACUUUUAAGCCUGGAGACACUAACCUUAGAAAGGUGCAACCUUACAGUUGUACCCACUGAGGCUCUUUCUCAUCUGCACAACCUGGUCAGCCUGCAUCUACGAUACCUCAGCAUUAGCACUUUAAAUGCAUACUCAUUCAAAAAGCUAUUCCGAUUGCGGCACUUAGAAAUUGAUAACUGGCCUUCACUAGACCAUGUGCCAGCUAAUACCCUGCAUGGCCUCAACUUGACAACACUGUUUAUAACCAACACCAACUUGUCCACCUUCCCUUACCUAGCCCUGAAGCAUCUUCCCUAUCUGACACAUCUCAAUCUGUCCUACAACCGCAUCAGGCACAUUGAAGGGGGCAUGCUAAUGGAACUGGUUCGGCUGCGAGAGCUGCAUAUUGUUGGAGCUCAGCUGACCACCAUUGAACAGUACGCAUUCCAAGGCCUGCGGGGUCUCAGAGUUCUCAAUAUCUCACACAAUCGACUGGAUACAUUGGAAAAGGGCGUUUUUCAGUCUCCUGAGGCUCUGGAGGUUCUUCUCAUUGACAACAACCCCUUAGUGUGUGAUUGCCGCCUCAUGUGGAUCCUGCAGAAGAGGCAUUCCAUCUUCUUUGGGGAUUCACAGCCAGAAUGCAGCACACCUGAGGGCAUUCGUGGGCGCCCUUUUAAGGAGUUUAAGGAGACUCUCCUGUCUUAUUAUGUUACAUGUACCAAACCGAAAAUUCGUGAAAAUAAAACACAAACAGUUACUGUAGAUGAGGGUCAGCAGGCUAUGUUGCGUUGCAGUGCUGAUGGGACACCAAGGCCAAUUGUGUCUUGGUUGUCCCCACGUCGCCGAGUGCUAAUAAGCAAUCAUGGUAGAGUAACCAUCCAUAAAAAUGGUACACUAGAAAUCAAGUCAGCAGAAGUCCAAGACAGUGGAGAGUACACUUGCCUUGCCUCCAACACUGCUGGAAAUGACACCUUGAAGACAUCAUUGGCGGUGAAAAGUCUAGGAUCACUGUAUGCCAACAGGACCCAGUACUACACAGAUCCCAGCAAUGCCACUGCCAAUGGAACGACUGGUGUGACCCUCGGUUUGGACCUUAAGACUAUUUUAGUGUCAACAGCUAUGGGUUGUUUCACGUUCCUGGGAGUGGUCUUGUUUUGUUUCCUGCUUCUUUUUGUCUGGAGCAGGGGAAAAGGAAAACAUAAAAACAAUAUAGAUGUUGAACAUGUGCCUCGAUCAAAGUCUAACGGCACUAAUGUUGACUCAGCAGAGGGACAGGCCGGUCCUCGUCGUUUUAACAUGAAAAUGAUGUGACUUCUUUUAUAGAACUAAGAGUCUGGAUUGUGGAAAAGCCCAAAGUACAGUGUAUUUUUUUGAAAACAGAAUGACUGAAUCUUCUCACUGCUACAGGAAGAGUGGUAGUGAAAAGAAAACAUUGGGGGCAUCACAAAAUGAUGAGCAUUACCUUAAAUCUGUGGAUCUUGAUAUAGUUCUUGAAUACUGUGUCUCAAAUGCAAAAGAUUUUAGAAUGACUAUCACUACUGGAAAAACGUCUCAGAUGAGUUGCUCUCAUGAAGACCUGGAUGAAAUAAGUGUCAGUUAUCAACUUUUUGAAAUUUAUAUGUCCCAAAAUCAUUCAGUUUUGGGAUGGAUCUACAGACUCAGUUGAACAGUGUACAUUACAAAUUUGUAUCUAAGCUAUAACCUACUUUGUUUAGUCUUGCGCCAUGCUUAUUCACUGAACCAAUCAAUUAAACACCAUUUCCUAUGUUCUAUAUUUUUCAUAUGUGUACGUAAUGCUUCAUUAUGUACAUGUAUGUACAUAAUCAUUCAAAAGAAUAGUUCAUAGCAAUAUUCAUGGGAUGCACUUGCUAAAAUUGCUAUAACCCUGUUCCACCAGUACAUUCUUCAGGUUUUUGAAGUUUCCAUUGAUUCUGGAAGGGCUUCUAUGGCUAAGUAUUUGUCCUAUGCUCCCCAAUUGAAUAAAUAUUAAUAAAUAUAUAUAUCAUUUAUCAAAAGAAGUACAAGAAAAUGAUGUGAUUUAUGAAAGUAUUAAGAAUUUUGCAAAAAUCAGUCUUCAAAAACUGUUCAGGAUAACAGCUGGAUUGUCAUAACAUUGAGUUAGUAUUGGUCAAGCAACCUACAUGAACCACUUUUCUGUCUUAUUUUGUCUAUUUUUAUUCCUUUAACUGUACCUUUGACGAACUACAUGUGUCAGUUUUACUACAGUGACAUUUGCAUCAUUUUCCCCAGUAGGAAUUUUGGACUUUGUUGUGGUAGUUCUUCAUUUUGUUGUUGAAUCAUUUAGAUUGUGAAAACAAAA